AUGAGCAGUUCGGCCGGCUCACGUACCAGCAAGAAAGCCUGUGCUGUUUGCACAAAACGGAAGGUUAAAUGUGAUAGACAAAUACCAUGUAGUAAUUGUAUCAGAAGAGGACAAGAAAGCGAAUGUAUCAAAGCUGUAACAAACGACUUUAUCCAAAAUCCAGAACUAGGCAGUGGAAAAGAUUCUUCAUUGAAUAUUUUAAGAUUAUGGCAGAGUUAUGAGUAUUGGAUUAGCGAUAUUGGACUAUUCAAGACAAAAAAUAUCGAUAUAACCGAAAGACUUCCUAGUAUGGAAGCUCAAUUGGCAGAAUGUUCCUUUUGGACGGAUUAUAUAAAGCUCGAAGAUUCUUUUAAACUGUUAAAUUUUGCAGUAGAAAACUUAGGUCCUUUAUAUUUUGGAAGUCUUGGUGAUAUCAGUGAAUUAUUUGUUCAAUUGGAAACUUAUUGGAGUAGAAGGCAACAAUUUAAAGAGACGCCUGAUGCAUUAUUGUUUUCAAUCGAUGACUAUUAUUGGAAUUCAUUACUUUGGGCCAUAUUUUCUAUGUGUGUAUACUACAUGCCUCUCGAUGACAUAUCAGAAAGUUUUGAAGUACAACCCAUCUGUGAACAAUUAGGUAUAGAAGAAAAUCAACAAUGGUCUGAAUCAUUACAACUAACUCUUGUACAAGGUUUUACUAAAUGUUCUUUACACUUUUUACAACAAGCAGAUUACGGUCGAAAUCCAGAUGUGAGAUUUAUACAAUCAUUUCUGAUAUUAUCCACCACUAAUUUCCAGCUGUCGGAUUGUUUCCUCCGUGAUACACUACUAGCACAAUGUGCCCAUAUUGCAAGGUUUUUCAACAUCGACUCAUAUAAGCAACUUGCAACCGAUGAUGAAUCUACUGAUUUAUCGAAAGAAGUCUUCUCUAAGAUAUGGAUGAGUAUGUGCAUACAGGAUUACCAGCAAGAGAGUCCUACUAAAAAUAAUAGUUUUCAUAAGGAAAUACCUUCUUUGUUGCAACAUGCUGCAUUCUAUCAAGACAUGCCAAAUUUUGAUAUCUAUAAACAGGAAGACAGUUUUGAAUCACUCUGUUGGAAAAUCACUUCGUUAGAAAGGGAUUUAGAUAGAUACCUUCUCACUUCAUUUAAACCACAGAUAAAAACCUUUGAUGCAAUAAAGAGAGAGCUUUCGAUUUUUGAAAAGAAAAUAGGCAACGUAAAUUUUGAAAAGAAAUCGAUUAAUUCACAGUUUGAAAAAUUCAUAAGUACAUUUCUCCUCUCUACUAUUUAUUGGAAAUUGCAUAAAAUGUAUUUUAUUUAUUUUGAUACGGCUGAUUCUUUACAAUUAUCUGUUCAUUAUUUACAACUGAUGGUACAUCUCAUUGAAACAAAUAUGAAUCAUGGUUUAACAUUUUUCAAUAAACAUCCAUUGAUUAUUAGGUCUCUUUCGAGAAUGGUACCGUUCUACGCGUUUUAUAAUAUUUUUGAAUCCAACCCUCAGAUCGAAGAGUUAAAUAAUGAUUUAGGUAACCUAAUUCUUGCUCUUCCUAUAUUAUUAGGAGAAAAAUGUGUAAAAUUAUCGUACUUAGUGCAACGACUGAAUAGCAUGAAAAUUAUAUGGGAAAAAGUUAGAGUAGAGGGCACAUCGUCAAAUUGGAACCAUCCUGUGCUGAAAAUUAUUCAGGAUGAUAUUAAAAUAAUUUCCAGGUACUGUAAUAGAACAUUAAUACUAGUUAAGGGUGUUCCUUCCUUUGGUGAUGCCACAGAUACUAUUAAUGAUGAAACUGAAGAAAACGACAAGGAAUAUUUUGCAAGAAACAAAGAAAGUUCUGAAUUCAAAUUUAUUGUAAACGAAUUUGAAAAACAACACAGCAUUAUUAGCUUAUUUAGUUAA
Messenger RNA from Maudiozyma barnettii, 1872 nucleotides. RefSeq names its product Cep3p (gene CEP3). The transcript has a single exon. Lineage: Eukaryota; Fungi; Ascomycota; Saccharomycetes; Saccharomycetales; Saccharomycetaceae. Gene Ontology annotation, cellular component: nucleus. Gene Ontology annotation, biological process: regulation of DNA-templated transcription. Bases 1 to 1872 code for a protein of 623 amino acids. The record is from RefSeq and is a predicted model, not a curated record. Gene Ontology annotation, molecular function: DNA-binding transcription factor activity, RNA polymerase II-specific; zinc ion binding.